GUCAUCCUCCAAACUGCAUGCGACUUGCACAAGUUUUCUCGCCCUGUGCGUCAAAGAGAUCUCGACUCCAUCGUCGAGCGACCUGAACGAACCCGCGCAGCGACAAUAGGUAUCCUUGUUGCUCUUGCUCGGCUGCAGCACAGUCAAAGUCCUCAUUUUGAUGUUCAACAUUGCUCGCGCCGUGGCUGGCUAGGCGAUCACGCUGUCGAGGCGGUCCAUGGCUAUGUGUACCCUCAGGAUCUUCUCAAACUAUCCCGAGAAGCAGCAGACAGGUUGGCGCGCGGUGAACUGGAAGUACCCGAAGGAUAUCCGUCUGGCGACUUGUACUUGGGACCUGCCUCGCUAGAUGCACUAAAUGGCUGUCUUGGCGCAGUCUAUGAUGCAAUCGACGCACUGUAUGUCUCGUCUAGCCCCUACGACCGUUGCCACGUAUGCAUACGGCCUCCUGGUCACCAUGCAGCAGAGACUGCUCCGUCUGGGUUCUGCUGGCUCAAUAAUGUGCAUGUGGCCAUUGCCUAUGCAAGGGAACGGUAUGGUGUACGCAGAAGUGUAAUUCUCGAUUUCGAUCUCCAUCACGGCGAUGGCUCCCAAGAGAUUGCCUGGAAGCUCAAUGAGACGACGCCAGAUUCAAUCGGCUACUACUCAAUCCAUGACAUCCGCUCCUUCCCUUGCGAGUUGGGCGACAUUGCAAAGAUUCGCGAAGCGAGUGUAUCUAUCAGCGCUCAUGGUCACAACAUUCACAACGUCCACAUUGAACCAUGGGGGUCACAGGCCGAAUUUGAUGAGAUUUACGAGCGGGCCUAUUCAACCAUCUUUGAAAAGGCUGCAGCCUUUCUCGCACCUGCACAAGAACGUGGCGAGGCAACCCUGGUGUGCAUCUCUGCUGGAUACGACGCGUCCGAGCAUGAAAAUCCAAACAUGCAGCGUCAUGUCGCCAAUGUUCCAACCAGCUUUUACCAGCGUUUCACAGAAGAUGCCGUCAAGCUUGCAAAGAAAUUCGCCAAUGGCAAGGUUUUAUCUGUGAUGGAGGGAGGCUAUGGAGACCGAGCCAUCAUCUCCGCUGCAGGCUCGCAUUUACUUGGUCUUGCAGAUUGCCCUGCUUCGAUGGACCGUGCAGAGAUGCAGAGCUGGUUCAAUCUAGACAACCUUUCUCUGAUUGAAAAGACUUUCCCGAGAAAGCAGCGCGCACGC
Molecule: messenger RNA, 1191 nt
Organism: Protomyces lactucae-debilis
Lineage: Eukaryota; Fungi; Ascomycota; Taphrinomycetes; Taphrinales; Protomycetaceae
Product: histone deacetylase domain-containing protein
Exons: 1
Cellular component (GO): nucleus
Molecular function (GO): histone deacetylase activity
Source: RefSeq, a predicted model, not a curated record